Messenger RNA from Diorhabda sublineata, 11554 nucleotides. RefSeq names its product ubiquitin-conjugating enzyme E2 N. The record is from RefSeq and is a predicted model, not a curated record. The transcript has a single exon. NCBI's taxonomy places the organism in Eukaryota, Metazoa, Arthropoda, Insecta, Coleoptera, Chrysomelidae. The coding region runs from base 224 to 679 and encodes 151 amino acids.
AAUGCGGAUAAAAUUGCGGUUGCAGAAUGAAAACGUUUGUGGAUAUGUCGGAUUUAGUUAUCUACCGCCGUGAUUAAAAAAAAUAAAGUAUAGUUAAAAAAUAAUGAAAGAAUAAAUUGAUCAAAUAAAGUUACAAUUCGUACACGCAUAUUUUGUGUGGUAGUGAAGUGAUUUAUUUAUACCAGCAGUUAGAUAAAUAUUCACACUGAUAACUAAGUGAAAAAUGGCAGCCCUUCCACGCAGAAUAAUUAAAGAAACUCAACGUUUAAUGGCUGAGCCAGUACCAGGAAUUAGUGCUGUACCCGCAGAAGAUAAUGCUCGUUAUUUUCAUGUAAUAGUGACAGGUCCUGAAGGUUCCCCCUUCGAGGGAGGGUUAUUUAAAUUAGAAUUGUUCCUUCCAGAGGACUAUCCUAUGUCAGCACCAAAAGUAAGAUUUAUCACUAAAAUAUAUCAUCCAAAUAUUGAUAGACUGGGUCGAAUAUGCCUUGACAUUCUUAAGGAUAAAUGGAGUCCGGCUUUACAAAUCCGUACUGUCUUAUUGUCCAUUCAGGCCUUACUUAGUGCUCCUAACCCAGAUGAUCCAUUAGCUAAUGAUGUAGCUGAAUUGUGGAAAGUAAAUGAAUCAGAAGCUAUUAGAAAUGCAAGGGAGUGGACACGAAGAUAUGCUAUGGACAACUAAGUGUGCUCCAAAUGAAUAUUGGUAAAAAACAUAACCAUUCUACUUUUAUCUUAGUAUAUGUUUUGUUUAAUUUAAUAUCAAAGUGGAAUUGUCAUGUUCCUUACAAUAGUUGUAUAAAAUGUAUGCUAAUGAACAUUCUGAAGAUAUAAUAAGUUUAUCAUUAUGGUGGUUCAUAACAGAAAUUCUUUAUUUAAUGGUGUAUAUUUUUUCUUCACAAAUCCUUUCAUACUUCUUCAUUUUAUAGAGUCUUUAACAUGUUCAGUGCUGUUUAGAGGAUAAUUGUUAUACUUUCACAUUUUUAAUUAAAUAUAUAUGCUGAAUUUGCUGAGGAUAAAGUCAAUUAACAUUUCCAAAAUUUAGAAACAAAAUAUCAAGUUUAAAAUUCAGUUUUAAAAACAACUUCAAAAUAAACAUUAUAAAGUACUGGGGUGAUUUGGUUAAUACAUUUAAUGAUUGAUAUAACAGUAUGUUUUAAGUAGUCAAGAACAGCUAAUUUAUGUUAAAUUAUAUCAAGGAAAUAUCUUCAUUUUUGCUACAGCUAUUUUAAUUUAUUUGAUAUAUUGUCAAUGUAGAUAGUUUUUUGUUAAAUUUUUGUUAAUAUGGUGACAACUACAUAUUUCUCUAUUUUUCCUAUUUAUCCAUUUAUCCUGUAGAAGUUGUAUACAAUCAGUAAUCUACACAUAUGAAUAAUUGGCAAUGUGAUCUCUAAAGUAAUGGAUGUUUAGUUGUAUACAAUUUUUUUAUUACACUAGUGAACCUUUCUAUAUCUUUGCAAAAUAAUGUGUAUAACAUCAUUAUUGCUAAAACAUUUCUACAUACAAUGCAUCUUCAACAUGUUAAUAUUUUAGGUUAAAUAAAAUGCUUAUGCCAGUGAAAGUAGCAAUAAGUCCUUUCUUAUUUCUCUCAGUAAAGUCAGCUUAUUUAAAUUUCAUAACAAUUGAAAACAUUGCGAUUUAGACUUAAUCUGGUAUAUUCAUGAAAUGGUUAUUCCUAAUUUAUUUGAUUUUUUUUAAUUUUAUCCAGAAUACAUUGCUUUUUGUUGUUGUUUUGAUAUCAAUGGUCUUCAUGAAACAUACUUUGCAUGUAGUUUUGUCUUGAAAGUUUACUUGUGAAAGAUAAAAAUUCACUUGAUAAACUCACUUCACUUUCUUUAUGCUGUAAAUAAAUAACUAUUUACCCUUUUGACAUUUUCACAACAGAAUUAUAAAAUUCUUGUCAGAGAUGGUAAUAUGAAGUUUUCCUCCCAUUUUUUUAUUUUUGCUGCAUAUUGCUACACAAUUGUGGCUAUGCUGUAAUAACAAUUACAAUAGUUUUUAUUUAAAUUUUUUGUAAUAAUCUAUGAAAUCUCAUUUUUAAUGAGUAAAUAGAUUUUUGAAAUUUUAGUUAACAAUCUUAUUCCUUUUCUAACCUGUAACUGUAAGUUGCCGAAUGAAUAAAUUUUGGAAUAUUGGAAAUAUCAGAAUGUUAAAUAAGUAAACCAAUAUUGGAAUAUAUAAACAAUUGUACACUUCUGUUCAGUGAAACAACAGACAAGUCUUUGGCAGAUUUUUGCAAUUUUUUAGUUGUGUAAAUUUACUUGACAUUUUCUGUUGCCAUGUUACCGAUAUUAAGUUAUCAGGUAAGUAUUUACAAAAACCUUCUCAUUAUACCAUAAUUAUUAACCCUUUCAGUUCAGCCAACUUCCAAUUUGGCAAUAAUUGCAUCUUUCUGGAUUUCAGUUACUGAGAAGACACUUUUACUUCAACUGAACUCAAUUAUUCAGUUAUCUGUCACUGACAAAGACAGUGACAUUAGGUAGAAGCUCCUUCAUGCAGACAACAUGUGAGUGUAUGCUUUUUCAGUGAACAGAAGUGUAUAAAUGGUACUGUGAUGUAAGAAUAAAUGUUCAUUAAUUUUUUAUAUAUUUAUAUAUUCUACUUUUUAAUCAUUUCUAUAGGGCUGUUGUAAUUAUAAUGACAAAAAAUCAGUUUAUCAUAGUUCUUUUGAAUAUCAUUAUCGAUGUUUUGUGAUGAAAUUAUAAGGACUUUUUUGGAAACUGUAAUCAGGUUAAGCCAAGGGUCAGCAAUCUUUGGAGUCAGGAGAAUUAAAAAUCACAAUUUUUUGCUGCCAAUAAUAAAUAGUACUUACAUAAAUAGAGUUUUUUGGUAAAAAUAUAGUUUGAAAACACGCUUUUCAAGCACAUCAAACUAAGUUAUAAAUAUUUUUUUAUAAGCUUAAAAUAAUAACGAAUAAAAAAUAAUAAUAUUUUUGUGAAAAAAGCGUCGAGGGCUCGAUGUACGAGAGUAUUUUUCAUUCAUUAUUGUUUUAAGUUUAUUUACAAAAAAUAUUUUCAAUUUUUUUUAAAUUAUGUUUAUUUUUCACUUUUUUAAUGGCUUCGAUGCUUAUAUACUAACAUUCCGUAGUUUUCAAAGCUUAAAAAACCAUAGACAAACAACCCGUCAGCUGAUCGCAUUUGUGGGUACUAAUAUCAAUGGCGGCAAUCUCCCAACUUGCCAAUUUUGAGAAAUCAUAGAAAAACUGUUGUGACUUUCUGGAAUCAUUAUCUCAGAUACUAAAAGUACCAUAGAAUAGGUAUUUCCAUUACAAAAGCUAUCUUACAACAGAUUUGCCUAAAUAUUUUCCAAAAAAUUGAAAUAAGUAGCAUAACAUAUGGAGAUUUCCGUGUUUGUUUCUCAAUGCUGGAGAAUGAUAGUUUUGUUACCAAAACAGUAUAUUUAAAGAAAAAUCCAUUUACAAUGAUGAUUGAAACAAAUUAUAUUUGAAUUACAAUUGUUCUAAAUCAGAAGGUAUUUAGGGUACAUAUUCUUAUCAAAACAGCCUAUAAAGAGAAAAAGUCAUAAAAUAUGGAAAAAAAUUAUUAAUUACAGUUAAACUAAAACAGAAGGUAUUUCUGGUACAUAAUAUUCACAAGAAGUCUCCACUUGGUCUGCAUCACCUUCUAUGGCUUCUGGAUCUGCUUCGGUGGGAAUAGCUUCAUUAUAAAAACUCAAAUCACUUAAGGUUUUCCAAUUUUUUCUGAAGUGUUUGCCUAGUAGCAAAUCUUUCAGCUUCAGUUCGUUCACGACGUGACCUUUCUCGAUUCGCUCCACACUAAUAAUUCUAGGAAAUUUCCAUUUUUGUUAUGCUUUUGAAACAACCCAAAUCAUUCUUGUAGUUCCCCUCGUAUUAGAAUAUUUCCAGAGCGACAUCUCUUUAGAAAAAAUCUUUUGGAAUUUUUCAACUGAAAAUGCCAAGAUCCUGGCAGCUUAAGGACUCGUUUAACGGCAAUUUUCCAAUCAGAUACUUCACAAUCUUCACGCAAAUGCAAACUUGCUGCUGAUUCUGAAGUUAAGUCCAAGUACUCGUUUGGUUUAGUAAUGACUUCCAGUUUCUUGAUUUUUUGUUCCACAUGACCAAAAACCAAGCUUUCAACAUUUUUUGGAACAUCCUCAGAUAGCCACCUUCAACACAUGCCAAUUAAGGUGCUGUUUUUAUUUUGUCCGCUGCAUCCGUCGGCCAUCAAUCGUACUGUUGCCGCAUACUAGUAAGUUCUCUGAAGCUGGUGAUAGACAGCCGAGACAAUUUCAUUUGAUCCCUUUCCACACUCAUUUUCCAGCCAAUAAUAAGAGAAUACAAUAUCUUUGGUCAAUGCUGACUUAGAAAUCCCUUGAACGAUAGUGAAAUUGUAUAAAUAUAACUGUCGUGAAUAAUACGCAGCUUGGUCAGGAACCUUUGGCAACACUAAAUUUUUUUGACAAUUGAAUAAUAAUAUUAAACCUUGACGUUGUUCUCUUAAAAGCUUAUGUAUUUUUUUCUAAGUUGCUAAUUUAUUUCUUUCUUCUUCAUUAGAUGCAUUUUUUAUUUUCUACACGAUUUCCAAACAGGUGCAACAAACAUCAGUACGAGGUGUCUUGAAGCUCAAGUUGAAUUUGGUAGUAAAAACAAAUCUAAAAUAGUACCUCUUAACUUGUAACUCUUAAUCUACUGCAUUGUUGUACAUUUUGUGCAUUUUAUUUAUUGAUAAAUCAGAUGGUAGAUACAUUUUCCUUGAGACUGAGCGACAAUAGUGUGAUUCUAUGCACUUGAAACUUUUAUGUAGCUCUCAAUGGCAUUUUGCUUUUCCUUUUCCAGAAACAUAGGUGUCUUACGGUCGCCUCCCCUUUUCUCUACAGGUGUAUUUCCGGUCUUUGAAAAAUGUUUCAUAAUAGAAUUCAAACGAUGCUUUCCAACACCUAAUAUUUUCAGAAAUGAAGCCUGGCAUACAGGCAAAUUUUCCUUGUAAGAGUUUCUUACAAAACAUUUAACAGUAGUUUAUUUCGGUGUAUGUUCGUUGUUUUUUGGUCGGCGGCGUUUACAUGGUGCUACUGUGCAGUACUUAAGAAUGAAUGAGUCUUGUGGAAGCUUAUUAGUGGAACUAAAAAAUGCUGCAUGAAAAUCUUUUACUUCUUUCAUUAUAAGCAACAUGCAUUUGUAAGCUUGUGUCCCAUGACCACAUGCAAGGUACUCCUGUAACGAUUUAGGUGAAUACCUGGAAAUUAAACUAGAACUAUUAGUUCCAGCGUUCAUUAUAUAUGACGUCCAAAAUUUGUAGUGUAAUAUUGUUCAGACUAAAAUACAAAGAAUCACAAAGCAGUAACAGAAAUCGGCUCUACAGAUACAUAAAUAAUUUGGUCUAACCUUAGUCUCUUAGCCACAUUACACUUCCAUUUUAUAGGAUCUCUGUUUCUUUUCCUUGCAGCAUCUGGUGUGACGACAACUGGAGCUACUUCCAUAGUAAUCACUAUUUUACACAAUAAUAAAUGAAUAUUAAACUUAAUUAUUAACAAACUUACUGCUAGCGGAAGGUAAACUUACUUGGUAACACUGGUUAUGAGCUGAAUAGCUUUCGCGCCAUAAUCGAUUGGCGGAAAUGGAGAUUGCUGGUUUCGAUAUUUAUCUCGUAGAGGAGAUUGCCGUAUUUGUUUCUAAUAGUAACUUUGUUACUGCAUUUUUCAUUGGAUAUUACCGAGAAUGAUACAUAACUGUGUACUCAUCUGAUAAAGCAUGCAAGUAUGGGAAUUAUGACGUAUAGAACUCGUUUUGCUAAAAAAAUGGAGAUUGCCGCUUUUGAUAUUAGUACCCUCAUUUACCUACUGAUCUACCCGGGUAGAAGGGAUCCAAUCGUAUGACUACGACCCGAUUAAUUCGAUCAGUUUCCGAACAAUAGUGAACGUGAUUGAGGUUAGUUUCCGGACAUUCAGAUCAUGAACGAGUUAACCCUAUCAUAGUUUCCAAAAAGUCCUAUAGUCAUCCAGAAGACACAUUUCAAUUCCAAAAUCAAUGUCUGGUAUGAUCAGAAAUUUUUCAAAUUCCUUACAAUGUUUAUGAAACGCUAAAAAUACUGAAAGCAAUAUUCAAUUGGGCUAUCUAUAGACUAUUCACAAUUAAAGUUACUAAGUUACUUUCAGAUAUGUUAAUUUUAUAUUAAUGUACUAAAAAAUAUAUCUUCAAAGAACUCAGCAGGAAUCUUAUGUAUUUUGGAUUUUCCUGGUCCCUAUUUUUCAAAUCUCAGCAAGAUGUAUUCUUAAAAUAUAAGUAAUAAAAUAAAUACAUAAUACUCCAAAUUAUUCACUUCAUUUGCAUUAGUUUAAGUAAGAAUUUUUGUUGCUAAAUACAAUAAAGUUGAAUUUAUUAAACUUGUAAUAAUUAAAGUUCAACUAUUAAUGUAUAUACAUCUCAUUGAACAAAAAAAGAUCAUAUUUGAAGGUAAUUGGAAACAAUGAAAAAAAUCCAGAACUAAUAAGGUUAUUACUGAGUCCUUCAUAAAAAAUUAUGCAACGCCCAUUUUGUACUAUUUGCAAAAUCUGGACACACACAACGGAAGAAAGAUAAUAGGAGAAGUUGAAUAAAUUCACAAUAAGACACUUAACAGCAAAAGGUUUUCUCAUCUAUGUUUUGUGAUUGCAAAUAAAAUGAAAAUAAUUUAGUAUUUAUAAAAAAUCUAGGUUAGCCAAUGUGUUACACUAAUACUCGUUUGCUUUAGGUACUAGCAGUAGUUAAACCUGAAUGUGAGUUUUUUUCUUAAAACAUACGAUAAAAGGUGAUUCAUAGAAGGGACUUGAGAAAUCUUUCAAUUUGACAAAUUUUUAAAUUUCAGUUACGUCAAGUUUGAGGAUAAAGGAUAAAAUAUUGCUAGACAUCAAAGUAUUUCAGACUUUCAAAGAACAAUAUUUUCUAUUUUGUGACUAUAAAAUUGUAUCAAUGAGAGGAUUCAGCCGAGGAAAUUAUCAAAGCAACUGAGUAAUUUCAUUUAAAUUGUCAUUUCUUAAUCGUAAAUUUGUAAAUGAAUUAUUAGAUAAAAUAAUACAUAAUAACGACGUCAUUGUAAGCUUAAUAUUUAACCAUUUUAAUGAUAAAAAAAUAAAUAACACAUGACACAGUAUUUAUUAAAAAGAAAUCAUGUUUUUAUAAAGUGUGGUCCAACCAAAAUGCACGAUGUUAAUUGUAAAUAAAACAAAAAGUUUUCAGAUAAUUAUCUUAAUAUUUUUUAUAAUGAUAGAAGAAUCUAUGACAAUUAUGUGUGAAAUAAAAUAUCGGCCAAAUGCUCGCCACGGCUUCGGUGGCAUACCUCUAUCGGAUGGUCCAUAUUUUCAAUGACUCCGAGACAUAAUUGAGGUUCAAUGUCAUUAAUGUGCCGAAUUAUCUCAUCCUUUAGCUCUUGAAUUGUUCUUGGCUUAUUAACGUACACUUUUUCUUUCAAAUAUCCCCCAAAAAAAAGUCCAACGGUUUCAAAUCAUAUGAUCGUGACGGCCAAUUAACAUCUCCACGACGAGAGAUAACACGACCAUAGAAUUUCUCGUGCAAAAGAGCCAUUGUUUCGUUGGCUGUGUGGCAAGUGGCACCAUCCUGUUGGAACCGCAUAUCGCCCAGGUCCAUAUCCUCAGUUUAUGGCCACAAGAAAUUCUUUAUCAUCUCGCGAUAGCGAACACCGUUCACGGUAACUACUUGACCGACUUCAUUUUCGAAGAAGUACGGCCCGAUGACGCCGCCAGCCCAUAAACCGUACCAAACAGUCACUCUUUGUGGAUGCAUCCACUUUUCAACAAUCACUCGUGGAUUUUCAUUUGCCCGAAUGCGGCAAUUCUGCUUGUUAACGAAUCCACUGAGGACGCUGAAGAUAAUUUUCUUUGUAAAGUCACCAUUCACUUCUGUCUGUUCCACCAACCAUUCGGCAUAUUGACGAUGCUUGAAAUGGUCAGUAGUCUUCAGCUCUUGAGUCAAUUGAACCUUGUAAGCGUGUAAAUUCAAAUCUUUAUUCAAAAUUCGCAUCAGUGAUGUUCACGAGAUGUUUCAUUGUUGGGCACGACGACGAGUCGAGGUUGACGGCUCUUCUGCCACACUAUCGCGAACAACAGCAAAGUUUUACGCAGAACGAACGGGGCGAGCAUGCACAGGUGUUUUCACAUAUGAUACAGACCCGGUUUGCUGAAAUUUACGCACAAUUCUCCUCAUUAUGGACACAUUUGGUUGAUUGUGCUGCAAAAAAAAAUCACGAAAUGCAGUUUGAUUCGAACGCCCAUUUUCGUAAAAGGUUUUAACAAUCUUAACGCUCUGCUCAAUUGUGUACCUCUCCAUGGCUGAAUUUAUCAAACACUGAAACAAAUAAAUGUCAAAUUAAGUUGGGCAAAAAAGCAAAAAACUUGACGUAAAGGUGCGACUCACAAUUAACAUCGUGCAUUAUAGUUGGACAACCUUUUAUAACGCUCAUAUUUUUAUUAAGAUCAUAGAAUGGCAAAAGAAAAAAAAAGAUUGAGUUAUGGAUAUGGCUAUUAACAAUAAAAUUCAUUUACUAUUUUAUUUUCCUAUAAACCUGAGAACUUUUGGGGUCUUGUGAAAUGGUUUGCCAGAUUAAUCAAUCCAAUAAGAAUAAAUGUUUACUUUAAUAAUUAUAUCAAUUAUGUUUAAUGAUGUCCAAUUUUUUUAAUCAAGCUAUCUUUUUAUGAUGUAUGUAGUUAUCACAAACCAAGUUCAGUCUUAUUCAUUUCAAGAUUAUUAUAAAAAAUGAAAUCUUUGUUCAAGGUCAUAAUUGAUAAGAUAAAUGUAGGUAUAGUAAUCCAUCUCCUAUGUAAAUAGCUAAGUUAGUCCAGUAUAAAUAACAUUUAGUCCAUACAUAAUAACAGCGUAGAAUUAUAUCAAACUCAUUUUAAAUUUAAAUCACUACUGAAUAUACCUAAACUUCAAAUCAAAUCAAAACCUAGAGCAUCUCUAUCUGUAACUUUUGAUUUUUGAUUCAAGGGGUGAUAAUUAUCGGAUAUAUUCUAAUAAUUUUCUUUCAAAAGGUAUGAUUGCUCAAACAAAUGAUGCUCAAUCUUGCUCAGAAAGAACUUGAAAUAUUAAACGUAAUAAUGCUAUGAACAAUAGUUUACUUUACUAGUUGCUGUAAUACAUGCAAAAGACAGCAGAAUAUAAAUAUCUUGUUUAUGUUCAAAGUUUGAAUUUUUGAAGUUGUAAAGAUAAUUUUGGAACACCUUGUAUAUAUAUAUAUAUAUAUAUAUAUAUAUAUAUAUAUUCUUCUAGAGCAAGAAGUAGAUUGUUAAUGUAUUCAAUCAUUUAUUGGACUAAAAAUUAGAUAAUGGACAGCUUAUUUACUAAAAGGAAAUUUAUAUUAUGCAGAAUGGAUGUUUUCCGGUUUUUGGUUUUUAUUUUGUAUUUAUUAGUUCUUUGCCAUCCAUUGUAUCACCUCAGUCCAAAACCAAAAAAAAAAUGAGAAAAAUUAUUACAUUUGUUCGGGUAUUUCUAUAAUUUGAUCUUAUGCGAAAUAGCUAUAUACACUAGAUAUCGUUUAUAACGACUUCCCAUGGACCAGGCACAUUUGGUCGCUAUAGCCGAUUAAUUACAUUAAGCAAAUGUGAAAUAGGAAUUUUGUUCAAUCAAUUACACAUUGCCAACAUAUAAUAAUAAAAUGGUUUUUUGGAUAAUGAUAUAAAACUUAAUUUUUGUAAAGUAAUGAACAUACAUAAAAGGAAAAUAUACUACAUAUUAAAAUAUGAAAAAUAUUUUACAUACACAAAGUGCAUUUAAAUUAUUUUACACAGCAUAUAAAUCUUUUUACAUUCAUAUACAAUUUACAGGUAUUAAACCAAAACGAAACUCGUUUACAAUUUAAAAUCCUCAAUUUUCUUCAAACAUAAAAUUAUACAAAUAAUUUAGUAUGUAGGUAUAAAUUUUUUAUCAAUUUCGAGCUGAAAAGUAAUCGGUAAUAACUUUUUAUUUUUAACAUUUUUUUAGAUAAAACUUUCGCGAAAUUCUUUUUUCAAUUUCAUCAACGCAAGUUUUAAUAUUUUGAGUAUAAAAUUCAUUGUCACACAUCACGAAUAUUUCUUCAGGAGUUGUGCCGCCCUUAAUGCUUCAGUUAACGGUGGGAUGUCCAGUUGGUCUUGUUCAUCCUCGUCUCCAUUGUCGCUGUCAAUAUCGGCGUCAAGUUUAUUGAUAAGGUUCUCAUCACUAAUAGUAUCACAUUCAGUGUGUAGACCCUCGUCAAUUUUCGCAUAAUCUGUUAAAACAUCUUUAUUUAUUAUGGUUGGCAGUUCUAAGGAUUCGGACCACGGCAAAAACUCAGGUUCAUCCAGUGCGUUAAUUUCGGCUGGUUCUGAUGGUUGUUCCUUAUUUUGAUUUCCCAGGACACCAGAAUGUUUGAAAAAAAUUUUUAUUGUUGUCGCAUUUUUGUUUCCCGAUUUUCCUCCACGUCUUGAAGAAACCUUAAAACAAGCUGUUUUCUAAAACUGGGUACCACACAUAUACUGGGUUUUACCGAAACAAUUCGAGCUAUACCACCGGAAUAUUUCGGGCCGAUCUGGUCAGAGAAACCAGACCUUAAGGCUUGUAGAAUCACGGGUCCGGAAAAUAUGGUCGCUAUAACCGAUACGUCGUUAUAACCGAGGUUGUUAUAAAUGGUAUCCAGUGUAUAUAAUUUUAUAUAUUUUGUCAAUAUGUUUGAGAUUUCUGCCUGUAUACUUCCUAAUCUGAACCGUUAAAUUCAAUUUAGUGAUUGCGAAUAGAUACAUUUGAAAUAUACUUCAAGGCCAUUACUUAUAUAUUACAAAUAAAAACUUUCUAUCAUGGUGAAAAUUUGGUUUGCAGUACCUCAUGUACGUCAGUUAUGACAAAAAUCACUUUUUGGUAAACAACCUCAUCUAGUUAGAUAUUUUCAUGUUCAAAUAUUUCUGUUAUACGUGUAAAUCACCUUUAAACUUUAAAGAAUGUCUGUGAAAUAAAAUUUUUACAAAUGUAUUUUUCUAAUUCAUACAAGACAAGUUAUAAUGUAAUAUUAAUAAAUGUUGUAUAAGUUUGUCAAUCUAGUCAGAUUAGCGCAAAUUUUAAUUAGCUGAUACUUCAGAACGGGUAUCUAACUUUAGGGAAAAAAUAUGUUGCGAUUACCUAUCUACACACCAAACAAUAUUUAACUGAUUCUUUUCUUUCCGAGACUCGAUUUCUUAUUAUUUUCAUAAACUAAUAUAUAUUUUUAUAAAAAUUAAUUGUUCGUUUUCAUAUAUUCAACCCCUUAUAAUUAUAUCGCUGGCGCUAAUGGCAGAAACGGAGUGGACUCUAUUUAACGACUGUAAUUUGUCCAUUUAUCUACAGUUAUAAAUCCUAUAUAAAAAAUUCUGAUACAAUGUACCUUUGUACUGUUGAUAAUACAUGAUUUAUUUUUUUAUGCAUAUUAGCACUGAACAUGUUGCAUUUUGGUCACUUUAUUUUUGGGUAUGACUGAGCUUUAGGAGUAUUAAAGGAUACUUUUUUAAGCUUUAACUGUAUACAAUUUAGCAUCAAUUCUGUGCAGUUAUAUUGAAUGAUGGAUUUGUAGUUUGUUGUAAAUAAAGGUAUGUAAGGCUUUUUACAAAUAAAUUCUUUACAUUA